AUCAGCUCUGUGGAGGGACCCGUCCGUUCAAUUGCUACGUGUUUUUGGGAAGAGAAGAUCCAAUCAAAGAGAGCAACGGAAAAAAGAAGCCAAAAAUAUUACGUCGGUCAAAAGCUCUCUGGCCUUGAACCUUUUUUCGCAACAUCUGCCGACACUUCAUCGAUCCAGACAUCCGACCAAGACCAAGAUCUUCCUCUACUUCAAUUUGCCUCCCUCUCUUGUCGUAUCCUAUUUUUUUGCUUCUUCUGUUCGCCGCCGGGCCCGCUCGUCCUGCGCGCGCGCAACGAGAAAGGCCUCAUGCCUUCUUUUCUACAGGUCAACAACAACGUCUCCCUCUUGACAGUCAAUAUCGCACCCAGCACGUUUCUGGCCUCCUUGACGUUGACCCUGGUGUUUCUGUCCUUUUAUUUGCCGUCUCUGUGUAUACGCAUACCUAGGCGCUUCAUUCCUGGCACCAAUAGAAACACCAGUUCGAGGACGGCUCGGAAACCUUUGCCGCCUGUCCCCGACAUCGAUCCCAACGAGCUCCUCCAGGAUCUCCCACUUGUGAUUGAUAACCGUGCUGCUCUUCUUCUGCACGAUCACCACCGCGAAGAGCGUCACUACCACCUGGAGCAGCGCCGGCGCAGCAGCUCCAAGUCUUACUCCACGGCUGCGAGCACCAGCACCAGCACCAGUGCAAACACAACCCCCACCAAGAAGAAUGAUGCAGAGCGACCCCUUAGACGCCUCACUGCAAGAUUUCGAGCAGCCUUUGUCCCCAUCAGGUCAUCGCCGGAUGGCAAGCGAUCCAGCCGACACGGAGAGCAUGACGGACAGCGCCUCGAACGGCGGCUACAGCCCGCCCGCCUGGAGGCGCCUAGGAAACGGGGACAGGUCAUCGGGCUUCUGGCGCAGUCCUGACCACUUCCUCAAGGCCCCCAUGGCCACCACUUCGGGUUUCGGCACCGCUGAUGGAUCCGGCUUGGGCGGCAUGUUGCACCACCGCUUCUCGUCGAGGGAUCCAUCGGUUGAUAUGGACGAUGUAGACUUGGGUUUCAGCGACGGUGACGACGCCCUUCAGCAGGCUAUUAGGACUAGGCUGCCAACGGGCUCCGUCAGUCCGGAGAAGGAGAGGAGCCCGGAACCGGACUUCACAAGCCAUACCAAUGCGACGACUAUCAAGUUUGAGCAAAGGAAAAGCGAUCGGCGCCCAGGCUUCGGUGCUGACGCUAGGGAUUCUAACCUCGCCCCCCACGGUCAGACCGAAGAACUGACCGAGAAAAGACCAGAUAAUUUCAUACGUUUUGCUGUCAGUGCCGAGAUGCAACAAAAAACGGAACCAAUAGAGAAUGCUUACAACUUCGUCACCAAAAAGUACCGGGCCAUGACUAAGACAUGGUUCCGUUCAGUCUGCUCAGCUUUCUUGUCCCUGAUGUUCAUUGCCGCCCUGCGUUCACUGUUUGGGACUCCCGACUCAAGGCCCGUUCCGGAUCUGGUCAAGGUCGCAGGCAUAGCACGUGCCUUUGAGCCUCUGAUCUACUAUUCCGAGAAUGGUGCGCAGCAAGUCGGCGAUCUCCAGGCGACUGGCGUUGCCGUUUGGGAUCUGGGCGAAAGCGUACGUACCAGCAAUAUGACCUCGGGACCCAUUAUUGUGAAAGAGCUCGAUGAUUUGAGUGACAGUCUGAGGACUCUUGCUAUCGAGCUGACCAAGUUCUUCGCCAAUGUCGAUGGAGAUAUUGACGGUGUUCUUAUCGUCAUGGACUGGGCUCGCAGGGAGCUUGGCCAACUGCACCAGAUACCCUCCCCCAACCUCUUCACAUCAGCUUUCGAUAACGUCCACAACCUUUUAACCUCUGCUGGGGUCCUUGAAAACGCAAGAGGCGAGCCGACCCGCGCCGGCCUAAUUGCCACCUCUGUUUUUGGAAUGUCGUCUCCCCAACGCACCCGUGCUACCGUGCAACGUACUUUUGAUGAGUUUCUCGCCGUGCUCGAAGAGGCCAUCGGCACAGAAUUGCAACACAGUGUUGCGCUCUUCGCUCUAUUCGAGGCCAUCGACCACCAAUUCGACAACCUCGCGAGGACGGUGGCAAGAGAGACGAGCGUACAGGAUGAGAAGCACGCCGACGCGCUGAGUUCGCUCUGGUCUCGCCUCCUGGGGCCCGACGCUGGCAGGGUGGCCAAGUACGAGCGAAACCGUCUACUUUUGCAAAACCUGCGCGAGAAGACAGUCUGCAACAAGCGCGUGCUGAUCGAGCACAAUGAUCGGCUGCUGGCCCUCCGCACCAACCUAGAGAGCCUCAGGAGGAAGCUCGUGAGCCCGCUCGUGCGGUCUGUCAACUCGUCCACCCUAUCGCUCGAGGAGCAGAUCCGAGGCUUGGAUGAUGCCCUGCUGUACCUGGACGGUGUACGGACUCGGCAGAAGGGCAAACUGAUGGAGAUCUUGUACGGUGGUAACAACGGCGGCGAGAAUGGGAGGCGGAUGAUUACGGAGCAGCAUGCCUCUCGCAACUGACAUUUAUUUACUGCAUUUGGUACCCUUUUCUGUCAAACUUGACUUAUGUUUCUUUGUUUUGAUCCUGGGCGAAUUCUUGGCGUUAUUAUCUUGGAGUUUUUUUCUUUUCUUUUCUGGGGGACAGGUAUUGGUGGUGCAUCAUACCGGGGAUCUUUUCGUGUACAACGGGGCAAGGCAGUGUACGAGGCUACGUUGCGGUCGAAGGAAGGCUAUCUGGCGUAUCAUGUCAUUUCAUUGGGGGAUCCAUAUUGGACAAGCUUCUCUUGAUUAUCAGGGCGCUUCAGGCUGCGCCAAGGGACGUAGACUUCUAUGUAGGUAUGUACGGAAACGACUUUUCGGAAUGAAUAGUAAAGGCAAGUGUAACG
This is a messenger RNA of Pyricularia grisea, 2859 nucleotides long. RefSeq lists its product as uncharacterized. NCBI's taxonomy places the organism in Eukaryota, Fungi, Ascomycota, Sordariomycetes, Magnaporthales, Pyriculariaceae. The transcript has 3 exons. The coding region runs from base 704 to 2494 and encodes 596 amino acids. The record is from RefSeq and is a predicted model, not a curated record.